Molecule: messenger RNA, 243 nt
Organism: Ostertagia ostertagi
Lineage: Eukaryota; Metazoa; Nematoda; Chromadorea; Rhabditida; Trichostrongylidae
Source: the annotation of a GenBank genome assembly
AUGCGACAACGAUUGAAAAUGACACGCGACACAUCGAUUGUAGCCGGCUUGAUACCAAUUGUACGUGUAGUGAAUGGCAUUAGUGACCCUAAUACAGCUCUUUACGCUGUUGAUCGAGGCGGCAUGAAAAAAAACGGAUUUUACAGCUCGAUCACGAUGGAUAAACUUGAGUCCACAAUAUCGGUCGAUUCAAAGCCGAAAACGAAUCGAAUUCACACCUCGUUUCAUGCAUCGAUUUCACUG